GCCCGCUUUGGUUGAAGCCAAAACAGAACAUCAUGGCGAUUGAUGGUGGCGAACGUAACUGUGGAGUACAUGAGCUGAUCUGCGUCAGAAAAGUCUCUCCUGAGGUUCUGGGGUUUCUGACAGCGAUCGGCCUCUUCAUCAUCCUCAUGACCCUCCUCUUCUGGUACCUCAACAACAAGUUGGCACUAGAGAACCCAGGGAGCCUUCAGUGCCUUGAUGACUUCAGGAAAAACACAGAGCUGCAAGAAAAAGCCUACUCUGACGCUGACCUGCAGGGCUCAUCAUCGGACAGUGAGGAUGAACUGAUGGGUCAAUAUCAAGAAGCCGUCAGCCGCUCCCAGGGCCUUCGAGGAGGCGCCAAGUCAGCCUCCGCCCCCAAACACAUCGGUGGUUUCAGCUGGGAAAGCCGUCAGAAGUACAGCCCCCUGACUAAUGAUUAUGAUGGAUACAGCAGUGAAGCCUCAGCUGACGACGCCAACUGCAUCCAGCGGAUGAGACGAACACCGCCACUGGAUGAGCUCCAGCCUCCGCCCUAUCAGGAUGAGAACGGCUCCCCUCGGAUGUCCUGCACACUCUCAGACCUGGGCGAUGCCAAGUGUGAUCUGUCCCACACCAGCGGCAGUCCUCACCUCUCUUUUGGCAAGUGCCCCAGUGAGGGCAGCGAAGGCCCGGAGACUGAGAGUUACCUCAACAAGGGCUACGAGGAGGAUGUACCGAGUGACAGCACCGCCGUUCUCAGCCCAGAGGACAUGUCAGCCCGUGGAUCAGCAGCACAGCUUCCAAAAGGAUACGAACCUGAUCCCAUCGCAAAAUACGGCACCUUGGAUGUGGUGUUCAACUAUGACUCAGAGGAGCAGCAGCUGGCGGUGACCAUCAUGGCAGUAACUGACCUUCCUCUGGUAAAACGCACCGGUAACAUCUCCUGGCAGGUCCACCUGGUGCUGCUGCCCACCAAGAAGCAGAGGGCCAAGACGGGGGUCCAGAGAGGCCCAUGCCCCAUCUUCACCGAGACUUUCCGCUUCAGCCACGUGGAGUCAGAGAUGAUCAGCAACUACGCCAUCCGACUGCGCCUUUAUAGUAUGAGGCGGAUGAAGAAGGAGAAAGUGCUCGGGGAGAAGGUGUUCUACCUCACCAAGCUCAACCUCCAGGGCAAGAUGUCCGUGCCCAUCAUAUUAGACCCAUGUUGCACACUCCCGGGUGGUGAGUCCCAGGUCAGCCUCUCAGAUAUGACAUGCAGUGAAAGCGCCUCAUCAUUCCAGUCCGUCAGUCAGGCUUCCACACCAGAGAUCCUGGUGGGUUUGGUGUACAACGCCACCACAGGGCGGCUGUCGGUGGAGGUCAUCAAAGGCAUCCAUUUCAAAAACCUGGCUGCCAACAAGCCACCCACUGUCCAACCCUUGUUGUCAGAUGGGCUGUUCUGUUGUCUAAAACACUUGAUAGGCGGACAGGUUUAUAUUAUCCGAGAUACGUAUGUUAAACUCACCUUACUCAACUCCAUGGGUCACGAGAUGUCCAAGUGUAAGACGUCCAUCUGCCGAGGUCAGCCCAACCCGACCUACAAAGAGACGUUUAUCUUCCAGGUAGCCCUUUUCCAGCUCUCAGACGUCACGCUCAUCCUGUCCGUUUACAACAAGCGCAGCAUGAAGCGUAAGGAGAUGAUUGGCUGGAUUUCACUCGGCCUCAACAGUUCGGGAGAGGAGGAGCUCACCCACUGGACUCAGAUGAAAGAGUCUAAAGGACAGCAGGUUUGCCGCUGGCACAGUUUGCUGGAGUCCUAACACUGACAGAAGAGUAAGUCAGGAAAGUGUGUGAUGGGCAGUUGUCAUCCUAGAUGGGCAAGAAAUGGAUAAAAGCAGCUGGGAUGAGGUCAUGUGACAGACUGAGACCAGGGUCAAUGAGUUCAUGAAGAACUAGAAGCAUGUGUCUGCACUCUGACAUAGCAUAGGCAUUUUUGAAUCAUACGUCUAAAAUUACUGGCAGCCUCGACUAGUCUAGUGACGCUCUUUGUUUUUUCGCAGACCUGGUUGAGCCAUACCCUGAUCAAGAAGGUUUACCAACUUCAUUGAAGUCUUAUCCAAUAUUAUUAUGUAUCCGCAGCUCCAGGUCGCACAGUUGAUGUCAGGGUUAUUCCUGUUGUAAAUCCCAGGAAACACAGCACUUCUUUUUUCAUUUUCUUACAGCAUAGAACAAGUUUGUCAUGAAUUUAGCAAAAAACAAAAAACAAAAACAAAAACAAAAAAGCAAUCCCCUUUUUAACAGCUCUUAGAAUACCUUUGUGUGGGGGAUAUUUUAAUCUAAAUUUGGAUGAUAGCCCACAAUUUUCUUCAUCACUUCAUCUCUGCUCAAUGCUAACGACAUUGUUCCUGUUUUGUAUUCACCAAUCACUGUUGUCCUAGAAACAUGAAAUGCAUCACACUCUGCUGAAAACAUCAUAAUAGGUUUCAUACACUGCUUAUAUUUUAGGUUUCAACAUGUUGCAAAACAUCAAGUAACACAUUUUUUUUAAACAGAAAUAGGCUUUGCCAAAGUUUUUACCACAUUGCAGUGAUCUGCUGUGUUCAGAUGUGUGCAGGUCUUUGUAUACGGAUGGUGAAAUAGUCAUUGUUAAAGGCCAGUUUGAAGGAAAACCUAGAGAGAUUGGUUUGGAUACUUGAGCUGGAACUGUUAACAAAUCCUUCACUGUUUACGCUGCUAAGGUAGAACUUCUCAAAAUAACUAAACAGAACAAAACAACAAGAUAAAUUCCAAUGACAUUGACAGAUGACAGUGACGGUUGAUGUUAGGGUGAAUUCCUGUUGUUGUAAGUUUAAAAUGUUCAAGCUAUAUUUGGAAGGCUCCAGUUUGCCAAAGCACCGAAAGACUGAGGUGUGUUACAUAUAGAAAUGUGUAGUAGUUACUGUGGUGGUUUGUGGUCUUCAGUUUUUAUCCACUGUUCACAAAUCACACAGAAUGUCCGAUGCAUUCAAGUGCGGUUCUUCAGCAGUAACUCACAGGUGAAAAUGUACAUGUCACCUUUAUGGCCCCGCCCCUUUUUACCUGCUCUGGUGCUACAUGUGCUGUGGCUGCACACAGGAUUCCUUGCCUUAUGGUUUGGUCGGUUUGUAAAUUUUCUUUAAAGUUCAAAAACAGACCCGGACACACCCUCAGAGCACACAGACCCACACCCAUAAAUACAGCAAGCACACACAGCCCAGCACCGCUCGACCUCACAGAGGGAAAUGUCAACUGUAAUAAAUGAAACCUUUUCAUUUUCAUGUAUUAACAAACGUACAGAAUGUUGACGGGGGGUGGGGGGGUGGGGGUGGGGUCUUUUUGCUACUGUGGCCACUUUAUCGUUUAAUUUCAUAUACAGACAACAGAAAAAACAUAUACUCUUUACUGUGCCUGUGGUUGUAGUGAAAGCUAACUUUGUGAAGUGUUUACCAAGUGGAAAUGUGUGUGUGUGUGUGUGUGUGUGUGUGUGUGUGUGUGUGUGUGUGUGUGUGUGUGUGUGGGGUGACUGGAGAGGUACAGUAAAGGGAGCGUGGGGGGCUGUGAUAUAGGUAGUUAUUGCUUUUCUUUAGUUGAGCGUGACAGUUUCUACAUUUAAUUACUCGUAUUUAGAAAAAACAGAAACCCACUUUUUGAUUGUCUGCCAUAUACUUUAUAUACAGUAAAUGUUUCAUAUCUAUUUUUGUAACAAAGGUGACAAAAAUUGUGUUAUGAGUAACAGCGACUCCGAUAUUAACCCUCCCUAAGAGCAAUACUAUUCUGGAUUGCUACUCUCUGUUUAAUUGAUUAUUUUAACAUAUUUGUCUGGAGAAAAUAACACUUUUAUGUCUUGUUAUUUAGCUCUGCACCCCGUUACACCCCUUUUCUGGAUUCAGAGGGUUGUAACAGAGGCCAGUGGCUCUCAUCUCUAAACAAACUGUCAAGAUUUUUCAGCUGAUGCUUUUUAACCAUGUGAAGAGAAGCACAGGCUUUACAGCACAACAGGGAAACACACCGUGUGAAAGACGGCUCUACAGUCUAAUCAUUGUUGGAGGAAGUUUCAUAAAGUACUGUUCGUUUCUCUGAUUACAAAUUACCUCAUUGAGGUUUUUAUUCCUAUAAGUCCUUACAACAUUUGGCACAUUUGUGUAGUUUUCAGCUUCACUAAAUAAAUUACUGUGCUGUUUAUUUGACUGCCUGCAAACAGAAGAUGUACAGGAAUAUAAAUAGCUUUAACAUAUGAUAAUUUAUAAGUGUCAAGUAGUCGCCACGCUCCAUAGUUAUCACUAUCUUAAAGUCUGAGCCUGUUGAAUUUCUCAUCGAGUGAUAAAUGUAAAAAAAAAAAAAAAAAAAAAAAAAAAAAAAGAAUGUGUGACAUGCUCCUCACAGCCUCUAAACUUGAUAUAAAUGAUGCUAGAAUGAAAUAGUGAGUGAAAAAUAGCAAAGCAGCACAAAUGCUGUGAUUCGAUUAAUGUGACACUUGCAUACACUGCAUAGUUAAAAAA
Sphaeramia orbicularis (orbiculate cardinalfish) is the source of this 4475-nucleotide messenger RNA. RefSeq names its product synaptotagmin XIVa (gene syt14a). NCBI's taxonomy places the organism in Eukaryota, Metazoa, Chordata, Actinopteri, Kurtiformes, Apogonidae. Bases 33 to 1778 code for a protein of 581 amino acids. The transcript has 9 exons. The record is from RefSeq and is a predicted model, not a curated record. Gene Ontology annotation, molecular function: phospholipid binding.